CAAUUGUCAAAUAAAACUGUUCCGGUUUGUCAAACUAGUAGCACGUGUGUGCAUGUAUAGAAUAGUACACCAAUACCUUGUUUAUUAAAAUCAUUGAAAAACAAGAGAGUUAAAAUAGAAAAACAUGUCUGACCACGAAAUGGAAACUGUGGACGAUGAGUCGGAAAAUGAAGAAGUUAUGGAAGAAGAGAGCGAAGACAACAAACCUCAAACUACAGAGGUAUACCUUCCCAAUAAACCUCUCGAAGAAGGCGAGGAGCUGGUUUGUGAUCAGUCUGCCUACGUAAUGUUACAUCAAGCACAAACUGGAGCCCCGUGCUUAAGUUUUGAUAUAAUCAGAGACAGACUGGGUGAUAAUCGGGAAAAUUAUCCCUUAACAGCUUACAUUGUAUCUGGAACCCAAGCCUCACAAGCACAUGUUAACAAUGUAAUUGUAAUGAAAUUAUCCAAUCUCCAUAAAACAAGUAAGGAAGAAGAAGAGGAUGACGACGACGACGAUGAAGAUUCAGAUGAUGAAGUUUCAAAAAAUCCGAAAAUGACUGGCGCGCUUAUUAAACACCAGGGAUGUGUUAACAGGAUAAGAAGUACAAUCAUCAAUGAUAAAGUAGUAGCAGCUUCUUGGAGUGAACUUGGACGCGUCAACUUAUGGGACUUAACUCACCAACUGGAAGCUGUUGACAAUGACCAGAUCCUCCAGAGAUACAAUAAAGAAAACAAAGCAAAUUCUGUGAAGCCGCUGUUCACUUUUACAGGUCAUCAGAAGGAAGGUUUUGCCAUAGAUUGGUGUCCCACUGUGAGUGGGGUUUUAGCAACAGGAGAUUGCCGUCGCGACAUUCAUAUUUGGAAACCUGCAAGUGGAGCAUCUUGGCAGGUUGAUCAAAGACCUUUGAUUGGUCAUACUGAUUCAGUGGAGGAUUUGCAAUGGUCACCGAAUGAAAGAAACGUCAUUGCGUCAUGUUCUGUCGAUAAGAGCAUUCGUAUUUGGGACACAAGAGCCCAGCCUAGUAAAGCUUGUAUGUUAACUGCCGAAAAUUCGCAUGAAAGCGACGUCAACGUAAUUAGUUGGAAUAAAAAUGAGCCUUUUAUAGUUAGUGGUGGUGAUGAUGGUUUUUUGCAUGUGUGGGAUCUGAGGAGGUUUCAUGAAAAAACACCAGUAGCUACUUUUAAACAUCACACUGAACCUGUAACCACAGUGGAGUGGCACCCAACAGAUUCUGCUGUUUUUGCAUCAGGAGGAAGUGAUAAUCAAUUAGCUCAAUGGGAUUUGUCUGUAGAAAAAGAUAAUGAGACAGACAGUGAAGAAAUUGAGGGCGUACCACCACAACUAUUAUUUAUUCAUCAAGGACAGAACAAUAUUAAAGAAUUACACUGGCAUCCUCAACUACCUGGUGUUAUUAUUAGUACAGCAGAGAGUGGUUUUAACAUUUUUAGGACAAUUAGUGUUUAAAAUAUUUUAUUAAAAUUAUACAAAACCCUAAAAAA
Zophobas morio is the source of this 1482-nucleotide messenger RNA. RefSeq names its product glutamate-rich WD repeat-containing protein 1. Gene Ontology annotation, molecular function: protein binding. Bases 125 to 1447 code for a protein of 440 amino acids. NCBI's taxonomy places the organism in Eukaryota, Metazoa, Arthropoda, Insecta, Coleoptera, Tenebrionidae. Gene Ontology annotation, cellular component: nucleolus. The record is from RefSeq and is a predicted model, not a curated record. Gene Ontology annotation, biological process: ribosome biogenesis. The transcript has 4 exons.